AAAGAGAUUCGAGAGGAGGACCGAGACAGUAGAGCUAGCUAACAUUAUGGCGGGAAAAAAGAUGGAUUCCCCUUCAGUAUUAAACCCCAAUGAUGACCCAUGGUAGAAAAUGAGGACAGGUAACCCGAUAAUAAUGUUGACACGAAUGAAAGCAGCACCUUUGGACUAACAGGACAUUUAAUAUGAUAUUUAUGGCUUGUUUUAGGAAGCCUCCACGCCAACGAACACGCGGGGUUUCAUAUGUCGUUUUAUUGUGAAAGCCCCAACCGGAAGUACACGUAUGUACUCUGUUGAGCUUGAUAACGAGGGAGGAAAUGCCCGUUUUCCCAAAGUUUUGGAAAUGUUUGUGAAGUGAAGUAGCGACGGUCCGCGCGGCUCUUCCGUUCGAGCUAAACGAGUCAAACGAUGUCGUUGCUCGACCGAGUCGCUGCCAAAGCUCAACAAGGAGCCGCGGAGAUGAUUCCGUCGCGGUGGACGAUGUUUAACCGCAGCCAGGCACAAUGCAGCCGGUUCGCUAGCGGCUCUCCUCGGUGAGAGCGGCGGCACACAGCGACUCCCGAAUGCGUCGGGUUCACUCCAUCCCGGCGAAGCUCUCGUUGUUGUCAUUCGUCCUGAGUGUCCAGGUGUCAUGUUUGUUCCCUCCUCGCGUUUGUCCCCGCCGCCCGUGUCGCGGGGGGACCCGCGGGGUGUGGGAGCACCGUGCGGGACAGCGGGCUCGGUUCAACGGUGCAUGUCGGGGUACAUCGUGGUGCACAGCCCGGCCACCGCCUCCUCUGUCGGAGCCCCCGGAGAUUCUCUCCAGUGUCCAUGUCAUGCAACGUGAGGCUGGUGGGGGGACAGCAGGACUGGCACUGCUCAGGAUGGACGGUACGAUGGACAUCAAAGGGCCCGUGGUGUUUUCUUCAGCGGGUCCCCUCUCUUCUUCAGCUCCCGCUGGUCCCUGGAGACACUCCUUUUACUCUUCAUUUACCCGCAUGUCAAACAUCUUGCACCUUCGGGUUCGCCGGAGCACACUCACCAGAUACAACCUGGGCCACACUCUGCCUCAGGUUCAGAGUGUGGCGCCUCCAUCUGCGUUUGGGGUUCAAUUUCACAAGUGUGCUCAGGUGAAGCUCGACACUGAUCCGCCUCAGCUGACCUUCUUCCUGCUGAUUCACAACAUGGGCCCGGUCGGCGGCACCAACCUGUCUCAGGUGGCCAUCCGGGACUCCCUUUCCGGAAUAGUCCCCCUAAAAACUGAAGGCAGGGUGGUGGAAAGAGGCUACCAGACGUUUGCCAUCGAUUCACUAUCUGCUGGUUCUCAGAUUGUUGUCAAUUAUACUGCUCACAUAAGGAGUCAUAAGAGUGAAGUCCUGGAUCUUCCAGCUUUUCUCACCUUCUCUAACGCCUCACAGAACGACGUCAGUAUGUUUGGUCCACUAACAGCUAAUCUAACACUGAGGGUGAAUUCCACUGACAGGAUCUAUCCGAACCACGGUGUCCAUUUUGCUGGAUUUGUUGCUGGGUUCUUUGUCACAUUGGUGCUGCUGUUGCUGGGGUUUCUGGCCGUGAACCUCAUAGGCCUCAGAACCAGGCUGAACCUUCUUCAGCAAAGGAGAAAGAGAAGGGAUUCAGACCCAGAGUAUGCAGACUGCAUCAUGAGUGAGACAAUUAAAGAUGAGGCAACAUUUGAAGACAAGAUGGUGGACAUCAUGGUGUUGGAAGAUCCACAGAACAUGUACCAGGCUUUGGAGAACCUUGAAAUAUCUACACUGCUGCGAGCCACCAACAACCUGGAGGCCACCCGGAUUCAGAUCUACAAGGACGUGAUAUCGUCCCUGCUGGGCGGCCUGAGGUCCCGGGGCCAGACAACCACUCAGUCCCAGCAGAGGCUUCUCAGUGUGCUCCAUGGACAGCUGCUCGGCAUGGAGGGACGGCUGAAGGAGGAGCGGGGGUCCCGCAUGGCUGCGCUGGCUGGCCAGUGUAACCUGGAGACUCGGGAAGAAAUGGAAGCGGAGCACCGCAGGGAAGCGGCUCAGAAAGCCCAGGCCGAGCUUCUGUGUCAACAUGCAGAACGACAGGAGCUCCUCCAGUGCAGUGUCCUGCUGGAGAAGCUGCACAAGCUGAGUCAGAGUCAGCUCCAGCGCAUCCUGUUGGUCCGACAUGAAAAAGCCUCAGCGAAGGUCCAGAGGCAGAUCAUCGAGUGGCGCAGGGUGGAACUGCACAAGAUCUUUUCUGAGGAGCUGGAGGAGGCCACCAGGAUGGGCGAGCUGGAGAAGAGCACCGCCAAGAGUCUCCAGCAUGAUUAUUUUACAUGUCAGGAUCAGCUAGAAGAGGUUCUGGAUGUGGUCCUUGCCAAUCAGCGCUAUGUUUUGGCUGAACGCCAUGCACAGAGGAAGUUCCUGGUCCACAGCCUUCACAGCCUCAACGGCCUGAUAUCUGACACAUUCACAAGCACCUCCAGCAACCUGGACAACUGGUUCACUCACAUCAGGAGAGGGAGCACUGUGCCCGCAGAGCAGAUGGACCAGCUGCAGGAGAAGGCUCAGAAGGAGCUGGUGAUGGUUAGACAGAGACUGGAUGAGGCUCUGAACCAAGAAAGAAGAGCCAUGCGAUGCGGCCUGAUUAAGAAGAGGAGGGAGCUCAUUUCUGAAAUGCUUACGGUCCACAAACAGCGACAGAGGGAACUGUCUGGCCUGUCCAAGGGUGUGGAGGUCAGAAUGGAGGUCGCCCAGAACCUGCACUGUUGGCAGAACUUACUGACCGCUCACAGCUUGGAGCUGGCCGAGCUCAUCAACAACCUGGACGAGGAGGCUACAGCUGACAUCCGCAAGGUGACCAUGCGAGUGAUCCAAGGUGCCAUAGCAGAGGUCAAAGCCAUCCAGCCAUCUGCCACCCAGGACCUGCUAAUGCUCUUGCCUCCAGGGACGCACCCCUCCCUGCUGCACGCGGAGCCAGAGCAAGGAGCAGGACAGGCCCCGGGACAAGGAGCGAGCGCUCUCCUGCAGGGCCAGGAGAGGCUGCACCAAGAAGGCAAGGCAGCGCUGCGCACCCUGAGCUGUACCAGGGAGGCCCUGCAAGAAGCCAUGGAGAGAGAGCUGCAGGAGCAGAGGGAUAUAAGGACCCACUCCAGAGCUUUCUUCAGGCAUUUGUGUUCGUCGCAGCUGACUCUGUCUGAAGACGACAGGCUGAGGAUGAAACUGGAGUUCCAAAAGUGUCUGUCUGUGAUGGACCACUGCCUGGUGCUGCCUCACGCCAUCUCAAGAACCAAACUCUACACCGCCCUGGCAGCUUGGAGGCAGGACAGCGAGAAACAGAUGACGAACACGCAGUCCAAGGGGAAAACCAGCAAGGCCCGACAGAAAACAGACACUUCCGACCUGCUGCUUUUUCAGAAAAAGCUGGAGGACAGGAUCCGGCUGUUUGAGAUGGAGAAGGAGAUGGAGAGCAGCGUCAUGAAUAAGGUGUUAGAGGAGAUGCAGCAGGAGAGAGCGAAUGAACUGCGCUCUCAGGCGGACAGCCUGGCAAUUCAGAUGGCUACCAUCCACUACCAGAAGGCUGAGAGGAGGGACAAAGUGUUGGAGACUUGCAGAGCCAUGCUCACCCUGCACAGCCUGCUCACUCAGCAACUCAGAGAGAGGAAGAGCCUGGAGAGGCAAGACAUGGCCCAGAGUAUACAGAGCCACUGCUUGGGCCUAGAGGAAGCAGAGCAACAGCUUCAGAAGGAGAGGACAGAGUUGGACGGCCUGGAGAUGUGUCAGGGCAGAGUCGAGCCGUGUAAAACACGCAGAGAGGACUCUAAUGACAGGGAGGUGGGCAAUGAGGAGGAAAGAGUGUUUCAGCUGCAGCAGGAUUGCAGGAUGACAUCCAUCCUCCAGGGGGCGCUGUACAAGCGCGAUCAGAUCCUCGCACUGUUGGCCAAGAGCUCGCAAGAAAGAACUGCCAACGAUCAAGCCAUGGAAGAUUUGAAAGAACAAAUGGAGCUCAGGAGACUUUAUGGAAACUGCGACCAGGAUCUGGACUUUGCAUCUCAGCUGGUGAAGCAGAGUCAGGUGUCUGCUGAGGUUCUGCUGGAGGCCCUGCGGCUCCUCCUCCCCAGCCUGCCUGAAAGCGAACUCCUCUCCAUCACCGAUGCCCUCUGCCCUAAACAGCACCCUGCUUCAUUGACAGUCGAGCAAGAACAUGUGGGGUGUUUCGCGGGGUCGAGCCGACUCCUUUCCGUCAAACUGAGAGAAGACGUGGUGCAGAAAAAUAUGCCGGACGUGCCGAGCUGCACUGUGGAAAGAGGGAGACUCUGGGAAAAGAGGCAUAGUCUGGUGGAAAAACUGCUCCCCAGAUCUCGUCUUCUGCCUCCAAGAGACGUGGGACCCGAGAAAGCAAAGGAGGACAGUGUGACUGAAGUACUGCAGCCCGUUUAUAGAUCACAUGUGACUGAGAACCUAGUUAAACAGCAGCAAAGAGGCACUGCAACGGAGAAAGCCGGGGGCACUGUGAAUGAAACAUUACACGGCUCAGCGGGGGAAGACGUGACGUCAGCCUCUGCCAGCUCUGCACUGGGCAGCCCAGGAGAAAGGUUGUUUGUGUUUCGGGAUCCACCUGAGUCACGUGACAGUGUGGAUGUCCAGAAGAGGAGGAGGAAGAGGAAUUUCCUCAAUCUGAAGAAGGGCUCAGUAGCCCCGAUAAACCUACCUUGAGACUUCUUCUUUUUUUUUUUAUGAUGACACUAAAAUACAAAAUAAUUCAGUUAUCUUGCCAUGUAGCAAAAAAAUAGAAGUUGUUUGAAGUACAAUAUAUGUAGCAUCUGGCUUCCUUUGUAAGUAAAGGCAGCUGACUUAACCGUU
Molecule: messenger RNA, 4820 nt
Organism: Scophthalmus maximus (turbot)
Lineage: Eukaryota; Metazoa; Chordata; Actinopteri; Pleuronectiformes; Scophthalmidae
Product: limbin
Exons: 23
Coding region: 561-4673 (1370 amino acids)
Biological process (GO): smoothened signaling pathway
Cellular component (GO): ciliary membrane; plasma membrane protein complex
Source: RefSeq, a predicted model, not a curated record